GAACUAUCAACGAACACCAUGUUUGUAGCGAUAGUACUGACGACAGUCUGCCUAGCCAGCAGCACGGUCUUGGCUGCAAUUGACAAGCCAUUCUACGAAGUAGAAGACGCUGAAAGCCUGUUCAAAGACUUUGUCCAAGAGCACAAGAAAGUAUACAACCGCAGGGAGUACUAUGAAAGGCUUGAGAUUUUCAAGAAAACCUUGAAAGAAAUAAAUGAGCGAAAUGCCAAGUUUCCUGAUACUGUGUUUGCAGUGAACCAUUUUGCUGAUUUAUACCCUCAUGAGCUAGAGCAAUACAAUGGUUUCAGACUUCCAAAAAAUAUGACGAGUGUAGUACUUCCUGAUGGGCCGACUCCUACGGCUACUGAAUUUGACUGGAGGGACAAACAUGUGGUUUCUCAUGUUAAGCACCAAGGAAAUUGUGGUAGUUGCUAUAUUUUCAGCGCUGUUGGUGAUAUUGAAGGGCAGUACGCACUCAAACAUAAGCAAUGCCUAUCCUUUUCCGAAGGGCAGAUCCUCGAUUGCCUCGGAGAGAAAUGGGGUUGCAAUGGAGGAUGGAUGCACGAAGUUAUGCAGGAACUGGCUAAAAAAAAGGAAAAGCUGGAAAAGGAGCCAGACUAUCCCUAUCAUGAUGUAAAAUCAACAUGCAAAGAAGACGCCAGUAAGGGGGUUGCGCUGGUAACAGGUGGCACUGCUAUCAAAAUCGCCGAUGAAGAGGAGUUAAAGAAUAAACUGGUAAACUUAGGACCUCUGGCAGUCGCUCUAAACGCCAAUGACUUUUUCCAUUACAAAGGAGGCAUACUAGAACCUGAUGAGUGCAAAGGUAAACAACUUAACCACGGCGUGCUCUUGGUCGGGUAUGGAGAAGAAAACGGCAAGAAGUUCUGGAUUAUUAAAAACUCGUGGGGAGAUGGAUGGGGUGAAAAAGGCUACGUGAGACUGUUACGAGGAGUCAACGCUUGCGUCAUGGGCACCAGUUACACCGCCCACUCCCAAGUGGCUUAGGCGUUCUUUAUCAACCCGUUAUUAAAAGGGCUCU
Messenger RNA from Cydia splendana, 1039 nucleotides. Its product is annotated as procathepsin L-like. Gene Ontology annotation, molecular function: cysteine-type endopeptidase activity. Gene Ontology annotation, cellular component: lysosome. Lineage: Eukaryota; Metazoa; Arthropoda; Insecta; Lepidoptera; Tortricidae. The record is from RefSeq and is a predicted model, not a curated record. Bases 19 to 1005 code for a protein of 328 amino acids. The transcript is spliced from 5 exons.